Molecule: messenger RNA, 20225 nt
Organism: Rhopilema esculentum
Lineage: Eukaryota; Metazoa; Cnidaria; Scyphozoa; Rhizostomeae; Rhizostomatidae
Source: RefSeq, a predicted model, not a curated record
AUGAUGGAGUUCGAAUCUUCUAUCUUGUUCUUCGCCAUGGUUUAUCGAUUUAUUGCAUAUUCAAGAGCAUCAGCUAUUAGAAAGAAACAGAUCAUGGCAAAGCGAGCUUUUCUUUUGGCCAGAGCACGAAGAAACCGUUUCCUUUUAUCAACGAACAGCUGUCAUGCUUUUUGGGUUUUAAAAGAAGCAAAUUUGCUUCGAACAGCAAAGCGGGUUUGGUCUAUUGAAAAGCCUCAGCAAUGGUUCGAUAGACUAUGGGAUAAUGAAGAGUUUGAUACCCUCGAUGACUAUUGGAAACAAGAGUUCAGAUUUUCUAAGCGUUCAUUCAAUGAUAUUUUGAAAAUUGUUGCUGGCGAUAUGGAAAAAAUCGACACUAAGUUUAGAAAGGCGAUUCCGAUCCAAAAACGUGUAGCCAUUGCGCUAUGGAGACUUUCGACAGGAAACAGUUUUAGAUCAACUGCUGCUGUUUUUGGUGAUGGGAACUCUAGGGCAGUCGAUAUAACCAAACAAUUUUGCAAAUUUAUUGCGAAACGAUCAAGCAAUUUUAUAAAGUUUCCAAGAAAUGAGAGAGAAACUUCUAUAGCUUGGGAAAAAUUUUCAGAGAUUUGUAAAAUCCCCCAAGUUAUAGGAGCCAUUGACGCCACACAUUCGCCUAUUGACUACUUUUGCAGAGAGCAAAAGUUCACAAUAAAUACGCAAGCUGUAGUGGAUGGAAAAUUGAAAUUUAUAGAUAUAUCAACUGGUUUUCCAGGCAGUAUUCACGAUGCAAGGGUUUUACGUGAAAAUUCAAUUUAUCAUACAGCUGAAAGGGGCGAUAUUUUGAAUAAUCCACUCGCAUACAUAGAGAACCAGCCAGUUAAACCGUUCAUUAUUGGCGAUGGGGCAUAUCCACUGAGCAGUUGGCUUUUAAAACCGUACCCUGACAAUGGAGCAUUGACCAGAUCGGAAAUAAAAUACAACAAAACUCUUUCUUCUGCCAGAUCUGUUGUGGAGAGAGCGUUUGGGGUUUUGAAAGCGCGUUGGAGAUGCCUAUUAAAAAUGCUUGAUAAUAAAACCAGCAACGUUGUAGAGGUUCUAAUAACUUGUUGUGUCCUUCACAAUAUAUGUGAAGAUAACGGAGAUGAAGUGGAAGACGAAGAAUUUAUUGCGCGUGUUAUUGAACGCGAACAACAAGGCAUGGUAGCAAUUAACGAAGAUGCUGCUGAAAACAAUGGUGCAAAUCUUCGGACAUUGAUAAAAAACUUUCUAAGAAACAACUGAAUUCAAAAGAACUAUAUCUAAGGGAGCAGUCAUAAAUUAUUGCAGGGACCGGGGUGGAAGCAAAUGAGGAGGUAUCUGAAAAUUUCUAAUAUAAUUUUUUGGGGUCUGAAAUUUUAAGAAGGCUUCAGGCAGGGGUCUGAAAAUAAACAAACUAAAUUUUUAUUUCUUUGGAAAUAUUUUUUAAAAUAUUAGGGGGCAAUUGCACCCCUUACCUCCCAUGUGUUUGCCACUGGUAGAUUCCAGCUUGACUAUCUAUCAGUUUCUCUUGAAGAAGUUUGUAGAUGUAGUUUUAUUAUUCAUUAGCUUAUUCAUCAGCUUAAAAUUAUGCUUUUAUGAUGUAGUAUUGUUACUAUUACCAGUAAAGUUUUUUCCGUCAGGGGUCAGAAAGGUUUUGGCAAAAAUUAGAUGGGGCUUGAUAUUUUCAAGACCAGGAUGCAGGGGUCUAAAUUUUUUUGCUAAUAUCAUCAAAAUGCUUCCAACCCCUCCCUGCUUUUAAUAACGACUGCUCCCUAACAUAAAUAUAAUCAUGAAAAUUAAGUAUAAGUUUAAAUAUAUGGCAAUGUAGUAAACAUUACUUUUUAGCCAAAAGAGUUGCCAACUGCAUAAAAAAUUCUAUCUCGUUCCUUUUCUCCAAUCGCUGCUUUUCUCUGCUGUUCUUCCAGCUGCAUCAAAAACUCUCUAUUCCUCUGAUCUGAUUCCCUCAAUGCCUCCAUCUGCCUUUCUUGCAUCUCCAGAAACUUAUUUUUGAAGUUCUCUUUGACUUUUUUUGCUUUUUUCCCACUUUUUCUGGUAGAGCUCAUUCCUUUUUUCCUCUUUUUGUUACCAUUGCUAUCAGCAUCAUCAUCUUCAUCCUCAUCGUGAACAUCAUCAUCAUCAUAAUCAUCAUCAUGUCUAUCGCCAUAUCCAUUGUCUUCUUUAUUACCCUCCUCUUCCAAUUCCACAGCCUCUACCCCUUUUUCUACCACACUUCUAUCUUCACAAGAGUUAUCCUCCUCGACAGCUACCCCAACUUCUCUUACCAAAUCCAAUUCAACGAUUGGCCUGCAUGACAAAACUUCAUCAAAAUCCUCAAAGAAUGGAGGAAAAUCUGGAGCAGCGCCACUCUUUCUAUUGUUCUCCUUUGCUUUUUUGUAGCCGUCUUUUAAAUUUGAAAGUUUUUUCUUGGCUUGCUCGACAGUUUUUUUCGGUCCAUUUUUAUUUACAUUAUUUAUAAUUUUUAACCAUGCCUGUCUAUUGCGACUGCUUUCCAGCUCUGUGACAUUAUCCUUCCACUCUUUGAUAAGGCUUCUUGUUUCCUUCUCGGACCAGCGACAAUUUUUAACUUCUUUCUCCUUUUUUCCUUUGCUUGAAUCGAGCGCAUCCUCUGGAUUCAGUGCCAUACGUGCAUUCUGAUAACGUUAAAAUUCCAUUUGCUGCGAAUACAUUUGGUACUGAAACGACUGUGGUGGAUAGUUGUUUUCACGAGAACUGCCUGGAAAACUGUAAGGGUACGACAUGCUUGUACAGUACUUUUGAUUUUGGUUCUUCGAUUUGUUCAGUGAAAGUACGUUAAUGAAAAAAAAAUUUUCGUUGUGUGUAUUUCAUUUCAUGCCAACCCCAAGGAAACAUCAGAAGUAGGAAACAGAACAGCAGGGAUUUAUUUAUUUAGAACGCUUAACAAGUAUUUAGAUUGGUUUUGGGAAGCUACCAAGCAUCCUAAAGGAUUAGAGAGAUUUUCUUUGAGAAUCCUAAAAGCCGGCCAAAUUCCAGAAAUAUUUAGCAAGGAGAUUAGCAUGACACCUUUAAAGAAAGCAUGCUUAAAAACCUAGUGUGACCGCAGCCCAAUAAACAUAAGAAGUUAGAAAACCAUUUUUCGUUGUGUAAUUGCAAAGGAAUUCAGAAAUAUUGGGGUUUUAUUCCACACCCCUCGCGAUGCAGUACUGCGUUUUAAGGGUGGACUGGGAAUGAGCCUUAGCUACAUCAUACCAGGAACCCAUAUUGGAAUCGUAUCUGGAAGAAGACCAGGUCUGUGCGUACUUUGCUCAAUCUUUCCAAUAUUUUACCAUGUCUUCUUCCGAAAGCGAUGUGUCUAAUGCGAAUGGUAGUUAUGAUUAUGAGUCUGAAGUGAAUUAUGCUAUAGAGGUUGAGGGAAACGAGGAAAUAGGUGCCGCCGUGGCUGCUGAUGUCGAUUCAAGUACGGACGAUGAUAAUGGCCUACUCGAAUAUGAUCCUGUUGCGGACGAAGAGUACGUUCAAAAUUAUGAAAGGGCUAUUCAGGAAAAUCGAGAAGAAGAAAGCAUCUUAUCAAGACGUUUUGAAGGCAUUGAACAACUGGACACUUGGUGAAUUUUUAGUCAAAGACUUUCUACCUCUAGAGACUGUAUUUCUACAAACCUGAAUAAAUAGGCACAGACCAAAGUAAUGACGAUAUAGAGUCGCGUCGCCCCUUAUGGAACGAUUUCAGUAAAAAUUGUUUCCUCAGCUUUUUGGUAAGCUUUUAAAGUGCACAAUGGAGAAAAACGGGGAAUUAUUAUUUGCCUUCUUUCCUUCUACCUUUAUUAUUCGUCAGUAUCAAAUCAGAUUUUCGUUGAGCCAUUUGUUUUCAAAUUCAGGGUAAAGAAAAGAAAGUUAUCCCCCAGUUUGGUUAUCUUACUUGAAUGAGACUUUAUCACAUGUCACACGUUCAUCAACUCAUGAAUUGUUGAGAAACACAACAGGAAGCCCACCGUUCCAUCAAAGAAGCCACUAGGCCAAUGAAAGUGCUCCUGAUAAAAAAUCCCGGUGAAUGAAAAUUGUGCAAGCUAUUGUUUGGGUUUCAACGAAUAUUCGUUUUUGGGAGAUGAAGAAACACGUUGUGGGGGUUGGUUUUGUUUGAGCUAAAAAGACCAAGAAAGUUGAGGUUCAGGAAAUAAAGAAGGGUCGAAGGUCUAAUGACAACUUUUUCGUUUACAUACCGCUUACUUUUAAAAUAUUCUCCUAGCUUUUAAGAACAAAAUGAGUUCAAGUAAUUAGCCAAUAAUUAGCAAAGAGUUCAAGUAAUGUCGUCAGCAAAAUAAUUUCGCGUGUUUUUUGAAGAUAAACCAAACUAAACUCCUUCAUAUUUAGUUUUAUCACUGCACAGUCAGAAUUCAUGAAAAAAUUGAAUUGUUCCAUAAGGGGUGAUGUCACUCUAUUCGAAUGUGGGCAUGAGUGUUUUUCCAUCUCAUAUUAAUGUAUUUAGGAAUCUAAUUAAGUUGAAUAUAUGAGUCGUUGGCAUCUUAGGGCUUAUUUUUCAUUUAUUCUACAUUCGAGCCUUAAAUACUUGAUUACUGAAAUACGAGGUGCAAAUUUAACCAAUUUACACCAAAAUCAAAGUAUUUAUCGAAAACUAUAACCUCAAAUAACAAACUGGUUGAAGGGGCCCCCUGAAAAGUAAAACUUGUGGGUCUUUGAUUGAGCCAUAUUCCCCUUUUGUACGUAAUUUACAAAAUCCAAAAGUGAAUACCUAGAGAUAUAGUAAUAUAAAUGUUUAUGUUAAAUAGUUACGGAUAACUGCCUCAGAUCUAUAAGGAUUAUGCCUUUUUCUUUAGGUGCAAAUGUGGAAACUGUGCUAUAGACAGACUUGCAAAUGCCAGAGAAUGCAAAUGCUGCACUGAAAUUAAAGGUUCUAUGUUAUCAUUGACAACUGUUGAAGUAAGGCAAGAUAUUGGCGAACAGACUCCAACAUGUGUGUUUGAGGACCCUGGGUUUAAACCAGUGGUCCUUAGGGGUGAUAGCACAGGGCUUUAAAAAACGACAAAACAAGAUACAAGCUUACUGGAUUUGAAAAUAAGUAAGUGCAUUGUUUUCAACAACAAAUUGCACUUUCACAAGUAUACGUAUCCAAAGUUAACAGAGUAUUAUAUACAGUUAACACAUUUUCUAUAAUCCUUAAGGCUAAAGUUGUUGGGGGUACCAUAGAUUUUUUUCCUUUCUUUAAAUUAAAUCUAAUGUGUGAUGGUUUUUUAUAAGGUUCAAUAUAUUUCAUUGUGUUGUGAGUUUUCAUUACAAAAUAAACAUCAUUCAGUGUUAUCUUUUUCCUUCAGGUUCCUACGAAGUAUCUCAUACAGAUCCUUCACGAGGUUGAUACGCGGUCGCCUUGGAAACAAAAGAAUUCCCUUGCCGGCCUGUGCAUAUAAUGCAAUUUGACAAGAAUUUCCAGUUUUGGCAGGAAAUGCAAAGGGGUUUGAGAGUAAUAGUUCAGAGUAAAUCUAAGUUUCCAAAAGUAAAUUCUUCUCCCUGAUACUUUAAUACCUUUCUCAACCAUACAAUUUUAAUGUUAUUUAUUGGUUGGACAGUCGACUUUCUUGUGUCCUUUCAUCGGAUGCUUACACACAGAGCAUUGAGGCUUUGAUCUUUGCUUUGUUGCAGUUUGUACAAUUUGGUUAACUGUCAUGAAAAAGAAGAAGUUUCUCAAUGCUAAGAGGUACAUUGUAUGUAUCUGAUUGUAUGUAUGUAACAUAUUUUUGCUCUGCAAAUCAGGAUUAUAUAGCGUGGAUUAAGAAAGAUGCUUUUAUUAUUAUAAUAUGACUUUAACCGAGGAUAUGUUUGAUCAAUGGGUUAUGAAACAAUUGCUGACCUGUCAUUGUUGGCGGUACAUCAGUAGCAACUAAUGAUUGACUCAUUCACGUACAUCAGUACCAACUUUCAACAUCCUUUAACUCAUUUACUGCAUCCUGUAACAUUGUUGGUGACUUGAUGCCAUCAAGAAUGGUCUGAUAAAUGUCUUCCACCUAAUUUGGCGAUAUAAUUCAGUAAGAUAUUCCUUAAUACAGAAUGCGAGAAUCCUUAAUUCUGAUCCUCAAAUUUCCUGGAUUGUCUAUUGCCAUUUGUUUUUAUUUAAUUCAAAAUUAUAACCUUAACUGCAGCAGGGCUGUAUUAGAUUUUUUAUUGAGUCAAAGUGAAAUUCUGUAAAAGCAAAUGUGUAAUUAGAAAACUUUCAGAAAAUUAAGUUUAAUGUUAAUUGAGAAUUUAAAAAAGGAAUUCUUACCAAAAUUUUGUGCCACUGGAACAUCACAUACUGUUGCGGUACCAUUUUUGAAUUUUGGGUAGGCUACUUUAAUCUGCACAGACCCAUUCUUCUUUCUUUAUACAUCACGGUUGACAUUAUAAUUGAAAUGUAUUGCAGCUAGAGCAUGCCUGGAAUUAUCCAAUUUUGAUAUUUUAAAGUAUAUACAAAGUUAUUUGAAGUUUUUAUUUACACCUCAUGAAGCUAAUAUAAAUUUUUUUCAAAUCUCUAAAUAUUUGUAAAGAAACCUUUUGAUUUCAGGGAUUCUGAAUCUUUAUCAAAACUGACUUGUAUAUUAAUUUGUUACCUGCAGUAAAUUCCAACAUAUGAAUAACAAAUCAUCUUUGGUGCAAAUUGGUUGACUACAGAAUGAAAACCUUCCAAACAGCUAGUCUGCGCAUCAUUUGAAAGCUUCUUUAUGCCUUUUAGGGAUCCUGGCUUUGUCGGGGCAUUGCAGACUUUUUCGUAUGCAUCAGAAUCUGCAGUUAAAUGACAUGUUGAUAAAAUGACAGAUAGGUGUAAGAUUUGCAUUAGUACUGUACAUUGAAUGAGCUUCUACUUUCGAAUGAUUAAAAAUUUAGCAAUUUUCAUAACUAACCUUUUAACAACCAUUUGCGCUUUGUUAAAUCUGGACGAUGACUGCAACUACUGAAUAAUGGGUCGGGUAGAUUCUCGUGCUUAUUUAGUAUGUGGCUUAAAAACGCUUUGUACUUGGCAAGUAUCACAUCACCAUUCCCAUCCAUGGUUGUUGUGGCACUCCAAUACACAUGAUUAACCCAUGAUCGUAUCCACUCGUUGAUGACUUCACAACCCUUUUCUUUGCCAAGUUUUGUUAACAUUUUAUUCACUUCUGAAGUCAAAAAUAAAAAAUUAGAAGAUUUGCAAUUGUGCUAAUAAUGGUAAGAUUUGCAAUUGUGCUAAUAAUGGAAGGAAGUUGUGAAUAAUAAUAAACAAAAAAGAAAACACUCUUUGAAAACGUUUGCAAGGCAAUUAUACGAAGAAAGCUGUUAAACAUACUUUUUGCAACAUGCCAGAUGUCAUAACGAUGAAUUAUUUCUGGAUGGUUCUCUUGUAUAAAGCUUGAUAUAACUAUGUGGCGAUCUGAGACAAAUUUGGAAAUUGGGACAUCUAUCAGUAAAGCCUCUAGACAGAGUUUGAAUCCAUAUAAUUCCAUAGCACUGCUGCUACCAGCUUGAUUUCUCUGGAAUGUAAAUUAUGUACAAAGUACUAGUACUAGUGCCCAGUCAAAGAGUAAAAAAUUCCAUGAAUGGGGACUGGGCAUUAGUACCCCUUUCUAAAAAUAGAACAGGGGGCAUGUUUGAGAAUUUUUCAAAUUUUAAUCGUUUUCUGCACAUGAAAUUAUCUGUACCUACCAGAUUUUCUGUUGCUAUGUGUUUCUGGACGAUAGAUAAACGUUGAAUCUUCUAAGGGGACUGGGCACGAGAACCCCCAUCUAAAAAAAGGGGAUGGAGGCAAUUUUCCGGAUGGGUCCAACUCUCAUCUUUUUCAGCGUGAGAGUGUCUAUGUCUGCCAAAUUUCAUGCUUUUAUCACAAUUUGCACGGUGCAUUGUAUCACCCGCUGCACUACUACCUAUGUGCCCUCUUUGUAAUUUUGUGUGAUCCACUUAACAUUUUGCGUGAAACUUAUAGUUAAAAAUGAACCCUAUACUGUAGCACAUUUCUACAAGGAUGACGUUUUUAGUCAUAAAAUAAAGAGAGACUACUACUUAACCAGUUUUUUUGGUUCAAAAUAUAACAAAAUCAAUUUCCAAGUAGGGAAAUUAACUCAUUUUAGAUUCAACAGAAUUAGCUUCAAAUAGCAAAUUUGAUUAAUAUUUUGACAUUUUUACCCUUUGGUGUUUGAAGAAAGUUGUGAACGAGAUUGUGCAAAGAUUCAUGUGAUUGAAAAUCUGUCUGACUUUGAGAUUGAGCCCCCAAGCUAACAAUGUUGACAUACAGAGCAGGAAGUUGCUGGCAGGUAUGUUAGUUCCAGUCAUUUUCGGUUGACUUCUCCAAAGAUAUUCUUUCAGACAUGCUGGGUUAAUACAGUGGCUCCUAACAAUCAGCAUUGUUCCACAUUUAGUUGCUUUAAUGUUAGGGUUGUCACUCUUGCAGAAAUGACAGAACUUGAAGAGCAACAAGAUUUGAACCAAAAAUGAGAUGAAUUUUGGUUCUGUCCGGAGGUUUCCAUCUGUAGCUAAGAACCUGUGUUUCAGAAUGAAGUAAAUUUUAAACAUAUGCAUAACUUGACUAAACAAUUUGAAAGAUAUGUUUUCUUUGCUAAUUAUCUAUCUGCAAAACUGCAUAGAAUAGUAAUGUUUAAAACAAGAAACACUGCAAUGUGCAGAUAAUAAACAACAAUGAAACACAAGUGGAUUAAAGAUAGGUAAUCUUUUACCUCAGCAUAUGGGGCUUCAUCAGAGCAAAAGUAAUGGCAUAGUAAUGUCUGCGACAACUAAACCAGAUUUUAAAUUGGUGGGUAGUAUACAAUCAUAUUUAACAUGUAAAUGGUACUGAUUAAUUUACCUAGAAGCCUCUUCUGUGUCACUUUCUACAUCGCUUUCUGUGUCUGAAGGAUCAGAUGGUUCAUAAGUUGACAUUUCCUCAUCCUAACAAUCAAAAUCAUGCUCCUCCAAUGAUUCAUUAUCACUUUCCUCAGAACUAUCAGCUUCAUUUGGAAGAUCACCGGACAUAAUUUUUGUAGAAUCACUCUUUUUAGGUGACCUCUUUGUUUUCCUUACUUUCCCUGAAAUCAAUGUUUCACCACAAUAAAAAUGGCUGGAUUCAAGUGAUGAUCCAUCCUUAGUAUGAAAUAGGCAUCACUUCCAAAAUAGGCUUUUCAGUGCUCUUUGUGCAAUUUUAUGAUAUUAUGUUUGCACUCUUCUUUGCAAGGUUGCUACCUCAAUUAAGGCUAUAAUGGUAGCACUUUAGUGGAGGGGCAAAGCCCUGUUCAGAUCUUUUCAGGAGAGAGGGAGUUGGUAUACCUGGACUUUGGACAUUUUUUCCACAGCUUUUGUCACAGAGAGAAAAGUGAAACAGAAGCCUUGAAAUUUAAAGGGCCAAAUUAACUGAAAAGCUUUGUAGAAGGAUUUAAGCCAUUUAGAAGCCAUUUAGAAUGCAAAAACUUCUGGAUCAAACAGAAUCAAUUGCACAUUCGGGAAAUAAUUAGGAAAAACAAAAACCUACAUUGUAGUAAAAAAUUUUGUGAUAAAAUUAUUCUUACCAUAACACCAAAACUGGAUUUUCUUUCAGUCUUCCCUCUAUCCCUAGACCUCCCUCCCUAUUGAAGGGUUUGACUGGUGCAGUUUCCUGUUUCAAGUUUGUUUAGCAAAAAUGCCCACCUAUUUUUUAAAGUUUCUUCAAAGAUAAAAACUGAAUUUGAAAGUGGACGUGUCCAUCAUUUUUUAGUCACCUUAAGGUUGUGACACAAAUCCAAUCAUAAUCUAACAACCCACUUCUUGCCAUUUAAAUCCGCCCAUGCUUCUUAGGCUUCCUCCCAGACCCCCCCCCCCGCAUUUUUCCUAUUUUAUUUACCCUGGUAAUUAUGGAAUGUUAACAAAAAUUUAUUUACAAAUUUGAAAAAAAAUAUUUUUCCUGGCUGAUUAUGGCUAAACUGGGUUCUUGAAGGCUACUUCUUUUAUAGCAUUCAAUAACGUUUAUUUCUCCGAAAGAAUGUGUGACUUAAAAACGUGUCAGUUCUUUUCUUAUCCUUUAUAAAACCUUACUAUGAUAAAAUUUGAAUUUUUUCUUGCUCAAUAUAUAAAAAUUUCUGACACGGUGAUGCCACACCCACCCUUCUCUGACGUCAUUGAUUUCUAUACAUACAUAGUACAUUUGUUUGAACUAACUUGUCAAUUUUUGAUUUUUCAGUCUUUGUUUUGAUAACAGUACCCUUACCUUUUGAUGUUGUUGUACCUAGAAAAUAAUUAGGUGCAAGAGUUACAGGAGGGACGUGUUUUCAAAUGUGCAAAAUCAUGAAAAUCUACUAAUUAAAAACAAAUUUAACGUUAGAAAUCUGAAUAAUUGUUUUCUUCAAUACCUCUGGAUUAUAUGAUUCAUUAUCGAUGUAGUUUUCGUCUUCCAUUGAAUGACCAGCAACAUUUGGCUGUUCGUCGAUUGCAGCGAGGUUAUCUACAAUGCCUGCCAAAAGUCUUGGAACACUUGCUACAAUUUACGUUGUUUCUUUAAUCUUUAAUCUACAUGUUUCUUUAAUUACUAGUCAGUGUUACAGCAGUCAAUACUUGGUUCGAUACCAUUUUUGGCUAUAAUUUUAAGACGAUCAUGCAUCGUUGCUACCGUACGAUCGAUGAUGGAGGAAUCGAAAUUGAAAAGUGUCUGCAAAGCCCUAACACGGAAUUCUUCGAAACUCUCUUUUUCGAUCUUCAAAUAUAAUGCUUCUUUUACCAACUGAGAUUUAACAUUAUUGAAAAUAUUUUCAAUCAAAUUCAAAUCGGGUGAUCUUGGGGGUAUUUCUAUGAGCUCUGCCCCUACAUCGUGUAACGCAUCGGUAGCGAGUUUGCUCCUCUGACUUGGAUCAUUGUCCAUUAAAAAAAUUAGCUUCUCUUUCUCCUUUGAUAUGGCACACUCAAUUAGUGUAGGAUGUAAAGUUUUGUGAACAAAUCUUGCAAAUCAUUCUGCAUUGAAUUUUUGAUAUUCUUCUGCAAUGACAACGCUGUUUGUGAACCCAACACCAACUAGAAGAUGGAGUCUCCGCCCUUCAGGUAAGCUUUUGGACCCCUUUGUGGUGUGCUUGAGACCUUCAUUGGAUCUUCUCCAAAUUCUCCCUCUUGGUGUUAAAGCGUCUCUAUAGGGGUUACGUUUGUAAACGAAAGAAACACCAUCCAAAUAGAGAAGGAAGUCGUCUGUCCAGAAUUUCCGAUCAUAUUUUUGAAUUGCUUGCCUGGCAUAACAUUGCCUCCUCCUUCUGUCUUUUUCUGACAGCAAACCUUUUUGUCGUGGUCGUAAGCAUCUAUAUCCAUUUUCGUUCAUUAAUCGCACCAGGGUUCUGUAACUGACUUUGGUUACACUGCAUUCUUUUGCAACAUCAUGUACAGUUACGUUGGCAUUUUCAUUCCUUAGCUGCUGGAAUGUCCUUAUGAAUCGCUGCUUUUCUCUUCUGCUCAUAAUUGGUGGUCGGCCUGUUAUCUUUUUUUGCUUUUUUAUGGCCAAAGCUUCCUUGCAUAUGCAAACAACACUUGACGGCGAUAUAUGACAUUUUUUCGAAAUUUCUCGAUAUGAUAAAGAGCCCUCAACUCGCAAAUAAUAUGCAUAGGCUCUCGUUUUUGAGUUGAUUUUGCCACUGAACACCAUUGCUUCUUCUCGAUUCUUGCUAAGGUUGCAAUUCGCAUGGACUUGAAUUUAUAUACAUUUCAUUUCAACACAAUUGCUUAUGAAUGCACGUCACUCUUUUUUGUUUUCUAAUCCAUUUGUUACUGAAAAAUCAAUGGAAGCUAACUGUGAAGUAUUUGACGUAAAUGACGGUCUUGGCCCUUUACGUAGGGAUGUGUCGAUUGGAAGAAAUAAACAAAGAGAAGGUGUAGCCUGUUUACUUAUUGUUUAUAUGUGUUGCGAGAGAGUUUCAUCUCCUGUUGAAUCGCUUUAAUAGAUGCCAUAAGAAACCGUAAACAAAUACAAAUUAUAACAUAAAGAUAAUGGAACCCCACUUGAAAUAGAGAAAAUGCAACCCCCUACCAUUAUCACAAUAAGGUGUUAAAAAACAGUUGUUUCGUCAUCGGCAAUGAAAUCAGCGCCCUCGAUUACCCUAUGUUCUGACAAAGUUGCGGGUUUAUGUCUUUCAGUUUGAUGUAUAAAAAUCAGACAAAGUCUUGCCUGCCACAAGUCUUGGAACACUUGCGACAAUUUAGGUUGUGCACGAGCUGCAACAUCCCCUCCCCCCUUGUACAAUGUUGUGCCACGGAAAUAUGAAUAAUCCUACAUGUACAAGUGAUACAUUUUUACAUAGCUAUGGUUUUCAGCUAGCGAAUCAACAUUAUAUGCGGGGGAAAGGGAGCAACACCCUCCUUGUUGACAUGGAAAUAGAAAGGAACACGCGAAUUCACAGAAAUCUCAGGGUGUUCCAAGGACUUUUGGCAGGCAUUGUAGGCCUAUGGUUGAAUCCGUGGUAGAAUUCCCUUUGGCUUUGCCCAAUGGGAUUGUUCUAGACCCUAGAACAAUAUAAACAAAUAAUACCUUAUUGCUCUCGUUCAAAAUCUGCUACAAAUACGACACAAAACAGUGCCUAACUUCUAAAUGCGGGUAGCUAAUUUUUAUUUAGGCCUGUAGGCCGAAAUGUUGUUGUAAAUCUAACCAUGAAAAGAAACACACCGCAAAUAGAUUAAUGAUCUUAUUUGGCCAGCAUUGAUGUAAAUAUUAAAUAAAUUCGAAUAUAUUUCAUCAGACGACUACCCUGGUAAAUCUAACAUUGGAGAAAAUAUCGUGGUUUCUAUAACCCCUACCUUUCUUCGCGUUCCGUCCGUCAUCAUUCCAUCUCUGUCUUUCGCCGUGUUGUUUGACUCUAAUAUGGUAGGAUACGGUACUACCCCAACUUCAUCAGUAAUAAGCCGUGGGCUUGUCCCUGGGAGCAAAAUUUUCCUAGUGAAACUGUCUAGGGUGAAGUGUGCAGAGCAGAUGACCGAAUGUUAAGAUGCUGUCCACUGAUCAGCCCGUUUCGAGUUGAUGAAGUCGAUCCAUCUCUUGCGUCUUCUUUUAGCCUCAGGGCGAUCAACGUUGUUAAACAGCACUGGAUGAAGUGCAAUACAUCGAUUCUUAUCGGGUAUGUUACUGCAAGUUGGUAAAAUGCACCUUGCCGGUGUCAUAUGCGUUUCGGUAACCUUAUGCAUUUCGGUCUGGGUACACAAACGCAUGGCAAUUUUGGUUAUGCAAAAAGGUACCCAAGCACUUAAACAAUAGGUAACCAAAACGAAUGGUAGAAUUUAGCAUGCAUUUCGGUCCGGGUACACAAACGCAUGGCAAUUUUGGUUAUGCAAAAAUGUACCCAAGCACUUAAAGAAGAGGUAACCAAAACGAAUGGUAGAAUUUAACAUGCAUUUUGAUCCGGGUACACAAACGCAUGGCAAUUUUGGUUAUGCAAAAAUGUACCCAAGCACUUAAAGAAGAGGUAACCAAAACGAAUGGUAGAAUUUAACAUGCAUUUCGGUCCGGGUACACAAACGCAUGGCAAUUUUGGUUAUGCAAAAAGGUACCCAAGCACUUAAACAAUAGGUAACCAAAACGAAUGGUAGAAUUUAGCAUGCAUUUCGGUCGGGGUACACAAACGCAUGGCAAUUUUGGUUAUGCAAAAAGAUACCCAAGCACUUAAAGAAGAGGUAACCAAAACGAAUGGUAGAAUUUAGCAUGCAUUUCGGUCCGGGUACACAAACGCAUGGCAAUUUUGGUUAUGCAAAAAGGUAUCCAAAGCACUUAAAGAAGAGGUAACCAAAAUGAAUGGUAGAAUUUAGCAUGCAUUUCGGUCCGGGUACACAAACGCAUGGCAAUUUUGGUUAUGCAAAAAGGUACCCAAAGCACUUAAAGAAGAGGUAACCAAAACGAAUGGUAGAAUUUAGCAUGCAUUUCGGUCCGGGUACACAAACGCAUGGCAAUUUUGGUUAUGCAAAAAGGUACCCAAUCACUUAAAGAAGAGGCAGCCAAAACGAAUGGUGGAAUUGGGCCUUUCUCUUUGAACUGCACUAAACCAAAAAAAACUAGUUUGUUUACGAAAAAGCUUAGUUGCAGACAUAAAUGCAAUUUGACGCAUGAACCCAGGUCAUAAUAAAAGGAUAGUGAAGAAAAUCUAGAAAAACUCGAUUCAAAAGGUAAUAAAUAUGUGAUUUAUAAAACAUCAGCAGGUAAUGUGAAAAAUUAAAAAGUAAAUUCAGAUUUUAAUUAAAACUCCAUCACGUGAAAACUGUUGAAUAUCUGAUGGCAGAAGUUCAUCUUUCACACUGGAAAGAUCGAUCUCGGAUCCUGUCACCGAAAUAUCGAUCGAGUGUAAGCAACUUUGUUUGACACAAUAAAAAUAAUUUCGUGCACCUUGGUGCCAUUUACCAUCGCGCUUGAGAUAGAAUGGUUUGGAGCUGUAGUGUCCGAUCAGAAAUCUUUGCAUUGCUUGCUGCUUUUCCUUGAAGGGGGCCCUGCAUGCUUCACACCUUUUGGCUCCUGUUUUUUUGCCAACCUUCAUCAUCAAAUAUCUAUAUUUGAUUUUAAUUUUUGAAGCUUUUGGUGUUGCUAGGACUUGUUGUGGAGAUCCUGGAGGACUCGGAUUUUCGAUUGCUUUUGCUACUGCAUGCACGAGCUCCGAAAUUCAAACAGCGCACUCGAAAUCUUCGUUGUCUUGGAGUUUCGUCUCUCCUUUGCACUUAGCAUGGAUCCAUCUUGGGCAUGACAUACAUUGUAGCUAGAAAAAAAUGCAAGUUUCUCGUUCAAAUUUGUUUUCUGAUUUUUACAAAAAUCUAUUAUGUGACGAAUGAAUAUUUGUAGUUAACUUUUGGUGGUCAAAAUAGAUAGGCGAUCAAAAAUAGACUUUUUCCCGUUAUUGUAUCGUCGGGUAAGUACAGAUGUAGAAAAUUCCCUUAUUUAACUGUAUUAUAUAAUUCUUUUGUUGAAUUGAUAGCCUUGAAGUCUAAAAAAAAUUACAGAAAAUUGCCCAGUCAAGUACUUACUGUAACAUCAUCACCUUCAUAAAAAGAGCAAACGCUGCACCAUCCAUUUUCUCUGCCAUCUGCAGUAUGAAAAAAAGGGUUGUGAAAAUUCUUUACAUGAAGAUCCAUUUGAAAAGCAGUCCGCUGGUCUGAAAGGGCUACAGUUUUAAAUGAAAAUGAAAAUUUUCAAACAAAAGCAACAAUUACAAAUCUAUACAAAGUAUUAUGCACAUGUUCAAACAUUUGCUGAUGUAGAAUAACUGUAUGAAAAAAAUCUUCAACGUUUUCACUUUCAUAUAUUUUUGCAAUUAAGUGAGAAAUAUCUCACCUGACGAUGCAACAAGUAAUUCUGCGAUUUCUUUAAGGUAUCUUUCCAUGUCCGCAGUUUUGUUUGCAAUGUUUGCGUGUCCUUUAGCAAUUAUCUGUUCUGCAAACUGAUAGCAAUACAGAUAAAUUUAUUUUUCCAUGAAUGAGUACCACAAACAGAAAAUUAAUUUUUUCAGACAGACAAAAAACAUACAGUCUUCUAAAAUUAAGUGAAAAUUUAUUGAGCUAAACUCGCCUAGACUAACAGGUACCAUUCAAAUUUGCUAUACUUCUUCUUUAUCCUUAAUACUUUUUGAUACAAACACAAAGCAUACCUUCAUUGUGUAGACACCGCAGUUAAAUCCAUCAGUUUGUUUUGGAUGCGAUAGCGCUACGUAUCUCCACGCAAUUGUCAGUGCGUUGAGAUAUGCCACCCUGUUUCGCCAGAAUUAUCUAAACAAAUAAUUACAGUAGAAAUAUAGUCAUUUAGGCAUAGAAAGAGCCUUAUCAAAUUCAUUAUGCAGCAAUUUAAAAAUAAGCUAUACAGUCAAAUAAAUAAUAUAUGGGUAUAUUCUCCAUACUUCCAGUUCUUCAUGAGUGUUGCCACCUGACUUUGAAGCUCACCAAAUGAAUUAAGGAACAUUAAUGCUCCUUCUUUGGGCUUCACCAUCUGCAAACAGAAUAGAGAUUAUAGAGAUUAGUGAUUAAACCGCUUUGUCGUGGAAGUUAGAUGAACAAGACGACUUGCAUGUAAAAAUUCAGGAAGACGAAACUGCGAAUUUUUUCAGACGACUUACAACUAGAGUCCAAUGACAUGAAUUCACGUUAUUUCCACCAACCACAAAGUCGUAAUCCUCAAUUUUUACCUUUAAGAAAAAAUCUGUGAGUGUAUUUCCGAAAAGCAACAAAAAUAUUCGAAACUCAUUGAUGUAUUUUAUUAUUCAUCUAUUAUUUUGCUGAAGAGGGGCCUAAAUUUUCUCUGACAAGCUGAGCUUUCGUCGUCAAGGCUGAGAGUAUUUGUCAUAUUUUUCUACUUAAAUUCACACGAUGUAGUGAAUGUAAUCAAACAAAGGAAAUCUUUUUUUAUGAUCCAGAGUAAACUAAUCUCAUUUUCAUUUAAGCAAUUCGUGUUUCUGAUUGGCCUAUUUCAGUCCACAACUGGGUAUUUUUAUUUCCUAGCGUAAAGUUUUCGAUCUAUGUUCUGACGUUUUAUACUCUGAAGAGUGUACUCUGAAGUUAGUUUACUAAAAUGUUUGCUUUUUUCAAAGCCAUUUUUAAUUUUGGUACUACCAAAAGAUUGUUUGAAUUCUUACCUUCCUUAGCUUUUGCUUGUAGCACAGUCCAUUGCAAAUUUCGGACAUGAUGCAGGAGCCAAUGACCAAAAUCUUUGUCUGUGAAAAUUUCCUUUAUUAUUAAUUUUUGCUUGCCCAGAUAGAUUUACGAAACAUGUCUAGUAGCAAUUUUUAAGCCUCUUUUUUACGUUUCUUUAUGAAUAACCGUUAAAGAUAAAGGCUUUUACACUGCAUAAAGCAAUAACAUCAUCAAAAUUUUGAACUGCUUUUUAAAAAUUUGCAGAGUCAUCAGAAAAUUAGUUCCAGGUAGUUAUGCACUUUAUACUUACAUUUUGGUUGCUGUAUAGCCUCGACAGAAGAACCAAAUACACGUCUAUCACCUAUAAGAUAAAAACACAGCUGGCUGCUAAUUGUUUCUGUAACAUCGUUUUCUCACAUUUGGCAACAUCUUAUAUCAUAGCCACUAAUUUUUCGAUUGAAAUGAAGUCAAAAAUUCCUAGUAGCUACAGGCUUUGCAAUCACAUAAUAUAUACCAUAAUAAAAUUUAUAAAAGUUUGUUUCUAUAUAUAUUUCCAUUCAUAAAGUGUAAAUUUUGCCCAGAACUCAUGUAAAGUAAAGCAUUUGUUUACACAGAUCAAGGUUUUUUUUGAGCAGUUAAAAAGCACUAUUUAGUGCAAAACCUGUGAAAGGAACUUUUUAAUUUUAAAAAAACUUUUCUCAUUAAAAAACGUAAAAUUCCAAUAAAUUAUUUGAAUUGUACUUACCUCAUCUGAAAGGUAUGAUUCGCCCUUCAGCUCUAGGAUUCGGUUAUCACUGAGGCUUAUACCAUUGAUGUUGCUUACGCAAUAUCCAACACCGCUACAUUCCCAUAUGGUGUCAACGACUAGAAAUAAUCACAAAAUAUUAUGUUGAGCUGGGUUACAACAUCCAAAAUAGAUGGCUAAAAUUUUAUUAAAAGGUAAAAGUAUCUAGUACUAAUUGUAACACCCAAGAACACUUGUUUAAACAUAACAGGUUGGAAAAAAGAAGAGAUAAUUGAAAUUGUCACUGUUAGGAGAGCAAGCAAUUCUUACCAGCGUUGGGAGGCAAUUCCUGUUUUCGUAGUGCCUUGUCAGAUUGUCGUAGGUGGACACGUGGGUCGUCAUCUUCUAUCGAAAUCACGUGCGAUUUUGUGACAAACAACGAAGAUACCUUGAAUGCAUACGCCUCCCCAUUAUCUUCCUCAUUCGUCUGGCUGACAACUAUAGGCCCUCAUCUUCCUUUUUAGGCUCGGUUCUGGAAACUAUAGGCGAAGAUUGCGCAUUCAUUUCUGGAUAACCUUUGAGGUAAUGCUCGAACUGUUCCUGAUUUGGCAACAUGCUAUCAUCUUCACAGAAACCAGUCACAUUAGUAUUAUCUGCAAAAGCAAUUUCAGAAUCAUCAUUCUCGUGAAUUCUUGAUUUGCUCUUUUCCUUCAUGUCCCGAUCUACAAUCUCUUCAGCCUCAUUCUCACCUUCAUCGACAGUAGGAUUUGGCACCAGAUUAUUUGUGUUAUCUUCCGCGUUAGGCCUCGUCUCAGUUUUACUUUCGGUUUUUUCUUCUUCGAAAAUCCAAGGUUUUAGGUGCUUUAUGUUUUUUUUCACUUUUUUACCAUCAAGGAAGACAUGCUUUGAUCCAACAAUCUCCGAAAUGGUAUACGGUCCUGUCCAUUUCUUGGCAAGCUUGUCUCCUUUGCGGGUGGUUUGACGAGCAGUGAACAGCAGCACCUUUUCACCAACAGAAAAUGUAAUGGCCUUCUUUCCACCAGGAAGUCUUUUUUUCUGUAGUACUUUUUUUGCUUCUCUUGUGAAAUCUUGAUGUUUUUUUUGCAAUCUCAUCUUUCUUUCCUUUCACGUCAUUUAUCUUGUUGACGAAGGCAACAAUGUCAUCUUCUAAUGGGAGCUGUAUUCUCUUCUGCAAAGAGACAUUGUUGUCGUUAAUAGAUGCAAUCACUAAUUUGCUUCAGCAUUCAAGUGUCUAAUAAAGCAGAAAAUUUGAUGCAAAUAAUAAUGAAUAAUCAUAGUGCAUAGUUAUUUUGGGAAGUUAAGCCCUCUUAGCUAAGGGUGUGACACCCCCAAACAGCCCCACCCCUACCCGCUACGCCCCUGAAUAUAUUAGACCAUGCUGGACAUUUGAAGUUCACCUGUUUUGAGUUCAAUCAAUGUUCAGUGAUACUAAACAUGAGUCAAAAACAGAUUGCUGUAUUCUCUUCCAAUAAGGCCAAUUUACAAAACUAUAAAAAUUGACUUAUGCUCUUAAAUAAUCUAACUGAAAAACUAGAAAACAGAUACCUCAGAUAUAUCACUAACGAACUCCGUAGUUUCGAUUGGUCGCAGGGCUUCUCCGCCAUGCAUCAAUUGAAAAGGAGAAAAUUUUGUGGUAGAGCUUUUUGUUGUUCUGAUUGAAAACAGUAUUGGGUCAAUAAGCUCGACCCAAUGAUCAAGGGACUCCUCCUCUGAAAGAAGCUUCUCUAAACGCCUUUAAGUAAAUUAAAAAUAUAGAUUCAAAAGUGAAUUAAUAGAGUUUAUGAUCCUCAAAAAUAAGCAUUUUACUCCAGAAAAUAUUUUAUUGAUAGAAAAACAAGUUAACAUUAUAAAACUCCACUUUAAAUACCGUAAAAGCUCUAUUAAGGCCCCGUGCUCUUUUGUUCUUAACUUUUUAGGGUGUAAGCAAUGCGAUUGCUAGGGAGGUAUGCAGGCCUCAUUUGCCAACAAAGUGAGUGAGACAACCUUCAUUUGCCAACAAGUUUGAAUAUUCAUUGAAAAAGCACCCACACAUGGCUUAAAAUUCUCGUUUUUGAGAACGUUGUUCGAAAUUGUUUAAUUUGUUUUUAACUUUUGACCAAUUUUCUAUUGAGGCUCGUGUUCUAUGAAAUUGUUCUUCUAAAAAAGAGUUUUUUCGACAACAAAGAGGGCACCAAGAUCAGGAGUAUUAAAAUCACAACAUGCUGCAUAAUAAAUCAACUCUAUACCUUUUUAUAUUCUGAUUUGUCCUUUCGUCUAAACCAUUUGUCUGCGGAUGGUAUGCUGCCGUCAUCUUGUGAUUAACGCCAAGAAUUUGGUAAAACUCUUUGUUCAACUAGUAAAAAAGAAAUAGCCAUUUCUUGAUUUUUAUUCAGCCUACCGAUCUCUAUUGGCGUAAAUGUAGAAAAUAAUACACGAUGUCCGCUUUUAAGAGGUAUUAUUGUGGAAAAAAGGAUUUGGGAACGAUGUCAGAACUCCAGCAAUAACAACAGAAGCAUAAAAAUAUAAAAUAUAAAUGUACAUAUCUAAUCAUAAGGCGAAGGCUGACAAGAGGAAAAUCUUUCCACAAGGGUGCUACCCAAUUAUAUCGAACCACUCUUGGUGGAAAUCGAACUCCAGUUUGCUGCUUCAAAAACCCCCACUCAUUCCACUGAGCCAAAGGGCCCAAUAUAUAUAUAUAUUUAUGUUUAUAUAUAUUUAUAUAUAUAUAUAUACCUCCUGACUGAACAUCUCCUGAAGAGUGAGUUACUCACGAAACAGGCUUGUAGACAUAAACCAUGUAGUUUUACUUUCUUCAAUCUAUGAUAUAUAACGCUCUACGUGCUAACGUAUUGAGCAAUGUGCUACGGAAGUAUCAAAAGAUAAAUUUCUAUAUAUAUUCAGUCUUUGUAAUAUGAGGCGUGCAAUCGCACGCGCACACCUCCACACACGCACAAAUUGUCUGAGGCGUGCUAAUCAUCGCACG